AUGGCAGAGUUAAAGUACAUUUCUGGAUUUGGGAACGAGUGUGCUUCAGAGGACCCUCGCUGCCCGGGUUCUCUGCCAGAAGGACAGAAUAAUCCGCAAGUCUGCCCCUACAAUCUCUACGCGGAGCAGCUCUCGGGAUCAGCCUUCACUUGUCCACGGAGCACCAAUAAGAGAAGCUGGCUGUAUAGGAUCCUCCCGUCAGUGUCUCACAAGCCCUUUGAGUCCAUUGACCAAGGCCAUAUCACUAACAACUGGGAUGAAGUUGGCCCUGAUCCUAACCAGCUUAGAUGGAAACCGUUUGAGAUUCCAAAAACGUCUCAGAAGAAAGUGGACUUUGUGAGCGGGCUGCACACCUUGUGUGGAGCUGGAGACAUCAAGUCUAACAACGGGCUUGCUAUUCACAUUUUCCUGUGUAACGCCUCCAUGGAGGACAGAUGCUUUUACAAUUCGGAUGGGGAUUUCCUGAUUGUUCCCCAGAAAGGGAAGCUUCUCAUUUACACAGAGUUUGGCAAGAUGCUCCUGCAGCCCAACGAGAUCUGCGUCAUUCAGAGAGGAAUGCGAUUCAGCGUCGAUGUCUUCGAGGAGACCAGGGGCUACAUCCUGGAGGUCUACGGCGUCCACUUUGAGUUACCUGACCUGGGACCCAUUGGAGCAAAUGGCUUGGCCAAUCCUCGUGAUUUCUUGAUCCCUGUUGCCUGGUAUGAAGAUCGUCAAGUGCCAGGUGGCUACACUGUGAUUAAUAAAUACCAAGGCAAGCUGUUUGCUUCCAAACAGAAUGUCUCCCCAUUCAAUGUUGUGGCCUGGCACGGAAACUAUACGCCCUACAAGUACAACCUAGAGAACUUCAUGGUGAUCAAUGCAGUGGCCUUUGACCAUGCGGAUCCUUCCAUUUUCACAGUGCUCACGGCCAAGUCUACCCGACCUGGAGUGGCCAUUGCUGACUUUGUCAUCUUCCCACCUCGGUGGGGCGUGGCAAAUAAGACCUUCCGGCCUCCUUAUUACCACAGGAACUGCAUGAGUGAAUUCAUGGGACUCAUCAAAGGUCACUAUGAGGCAAAGCAAGGUGGAUUCCUGCCAGGGGGAGGCAGCCUGCACAGUGCCAUGACCCCUCACGGUCCGGAUGCAGACUGCUUUGAGAAGGCCAGCAAGGCCCAGUUGGCACCUGAGCGGAUUGCUGAUGGUACCAUGGCAUUUAUGUUUGAGUCUUCCUUGAGCUUGGCAGUCACCAAGUGGGGACUCAAGACCUGCAACUGUCUGGAUGAGAACUACUACAAGUGCUGGGAGCCUCUCAGGAGCCACUUCACCCCCAAUUCCAGAAACCCCACAGGACCUAAGUGA
This is a messenger RNA of Chionomys nivalis (European snow vole), 1338 nucleotides long. RefSeq names its product homogentisate 1,2-dioxygenase (gene Hgd). Gene Ontology annotation, molecular function: homogentisate 1,2-dioxygenase activity. Lineage: Eukaryota; Metazoa; Chordata; Mammalia; Rodentia; Cricetidae. The coding region runs from base 1 to 1338 and encodes 445 amino acids. Gene Ontology annotation, cellular component: cytoplasm. Gene Ontology annotation, biological process: L-phenylalanine catabolic process. The transcript has 14 exons. The record is from RefSeq and is a predicted model, not a curated record.